Messenger RNA from Alnus glutinosa, 547 nucleotides. RefSeq names its product monothiol glutaredoxin-S2-like. Bases 110 to 430 code for a protein of 106 amino acids. The record is from RefSeq and is a predicted model, not a curated record. The transcript has a single exon. NCBI's taxonomy places the organism in Eukaryota, Viridiplantae, Streptophyta, Magnoliopsida, Fagales, Betulaceae.
AAAUAGACAUAAAAACUGGGGCUAAAGCUGAUCACAGAAGGAAGGCAUUCAACUCACCUCACAAGCUUCUUGACACUCACAUUUCCUACCGUUUUUAACCUUCACAAAAAUGGACACCGUGACGAGGAUGGUGGCUGACAAGCCAGUGGUGAUCUUCGGCAAGAGCUCCUGCUGCAUUAGCCACUCUGUGAAGUCACUCAUGUGUGGGUUUGGGGCAAACCCUACAGUUUAUGAGCUCGAUCAGGCCCCUAAUGGACGGCAUAUUGAAAGGGCGCUGCUGCAGCUGGGAUGUCAACCAAGCAUGCCGGCUGUGUUCAUUGGGCAGGAGUUCAUCGGUAGCAGCAAAGAGGUCAACAGCCUCCAUCUUAGGAAUGAGCUUAUCCCACUACUCAUAAGGGCCAAAGCUAUAUGGAUUUGGAAUAAAAAAUAAAAAAUUCCACAGGCACUGAACAUCUAAUGCCAAUCAGGCUCCAAUAAGUGGUCUUUUGUACAUUACAGAGUUUUAAUAGAUAUAUAUAUAUAUACAACUCUUUUUCUUCCCAUUGAA